UUACAUAUUAUAAGCCUGUGGUUUACAGUACCUACUGAAACAUUAUUUGGUCGUAGUGCAAGACGAUUUAAAAGCUUUGCUUCACGCUAGUAGCCUAGCAAGCUUACAUUAGCAUUAAGCUACACUGAAACAGUGCUUCACUUCCGAUCCCACCCAGUGAGAGCUAGCCAGCCAGCCAGCUAGCCAGCUAGCUAGCUAGCUAACCCAACCCAGCCAGCUAGGGUAAACGUUACAACGUUACCAACCGAGUGGUGGGUCAGUGCUAGCAAGGAUGACGAUGCCGCAUGUAGGGGCAGUAUUUGCAGCAAUAACAGGAGUGAUGGCCAUCAUGUUGCACUCCUCUAUUCACAAGAUAGAAGAAGGACACCUGGCUGUGUACUAUAGAGGUGGGGCAUUGCUGACUAGUCCCAAUGGUCCUGGAUAUCACAUUAUGCUGCCUUUCAUUACCACCUACAGAGCAGUGCAGACUACACUCCAAACAGAUGAGAUCAAGAAUGUGCCUUGUGGAACAAGUGGAGGUGUGAUGAUCUAUUUUGACAGGAUAGAAGUUGUGAACAUGCUCGUCCCCUCAGCAGUGGUGGACAUUGUGAGGAACUACACCGCUGAUUACGACAAAACUCUAAUUUUCAACAAAAUUCACCAUGAACUCAACCAGUUCUGCAGCGUGCACACGCUACAGGAGGUUUACAUUGAGUUGUUUGACAUCAUAGAUGAGAAUCUGAAGACGGCAUUACAGAAAGAUCUGAAUGUUAUGGCACCUGGACUUACAAUACAGGCAGUUCGUGUUACCAAACCAAAGAUCCCUGAGUCUAUCAGGAGGAACUUUGAACUUAUGGAAGCAGAAAAGACUCGUUUGCUAAUAACAGCUCAGACUCAGAAGGUGGUGGAAAAGGAAGCUGAGACUGAAAGGAAGAAAGCCAUUAUUGAGGCUCAGAAAGUGGCUCAGGUGGCAGAGAUCCAGUUCCAGCAGAAGGUGAUGGAGAAGGAGACAGAGAAGAAGAUCUCUGAAAUAGAGGAUGCUGCCUUCCUGGCCAGAGAGAAAGCUAAGGCUGAUGCAGAAUUUUACACUGCUGCCAAGUUUGCUGAAGCAAACAGGCUGAAGUUGACACCUGAAUACCUGGAGCUGAUGAAGUACCAGGCCAUAGCAGCUAACAGUAAGAUCUACUUUGGCCAGGACAUCCCGAACAUGUUUGUAGAGGGGGGCAACGGUCCACCUAAGUCUCCGCGCUCCCCUUCAUUACCGAAUGCUGAAUCAGACUUCUUUAAAGUGAAGCCUGAUGGGCAGUGAGUCCACAGCUCUGCCUCUGCACAGGACAGGAGAGCUUGAUGAGGAAUUGUCUUGUCACUGGGGCGUAGAGCGCUGAACUGAAGAUGGUGAUGAUGAUGGGUGGGGUAGCUUUUCAGCUAGUUUGGUGAACUGCACGCUUCAGUCUUAAAUCUAAAUGGCAAAAAAAGAGUGGGAGAGGGUUUAAGAUGGAAGAAAAGUGAAAGUGAGAUGGGAGAAUGUGACAGAUGAAAAGGAUUUUUUUUGUUUUGUUUUGUUUUGGGGGGUUUUCAGCCUUCCACAUUUUUAAAAAGACGAGCUUUAGAAAUGAGAUUGAUGCCAUAGUUAAAAAUCAAGCAUAAACAUGCUAAUGCCUGAGAAGGUGACGGCAACUAGUCGCCCUAAUUUACAUGUGCUUGCAAUCAGUGCGGUGUUUAACUUUUGCUUUUGGGGCUGCAUUCAUUUUUCUUUUUUCUGUUGUUAUCUUUUUUUGUUAUUGUUUUUUUGGAUGCAAGGUCAAUGAUUUGUGAUGAGCUAUUGAUUUUUGAGAAUUAUGUGGCUUGGCUGCACUGGAAUCUGACAGGUGACACUAAUUAAAAGCUGGGUGGACAAUGUA
Neolamprologus brichardi is the source of this 1880-nucleotide messenger RNA. It is a transcript of the gene erlin1, whose product is annotated as ER lipid raft associated 1. Gene Ontology annotation, cellular component: endoplasmic reticulum membrane; endoplasmic reticulum. Gene Ontology annotation, molecular function: ubiquitin protein ligase binding; cholesterol binding. Gene Ontology annotation, biological process: SREBP signaling pathway. The record is from RefSeq and is a predicted model, not a curated record. NCBI's taxonomy places the organism in Eukaryota, Metazoa, Chordata, Actinopteri, Cichliformes, Cichlidae.